Messenger RNA from Penicilliopsis zonata CBS 506.65, 1923 nucleotides. RefSeq lists its product as hypothetical. Bases 1 to 1923 code for a protein of 640 amino acids. The record is from RefSeq and is a predicted model, not a curated record. The transcript has 8 exons. Gene Ontology annotation, biological process: regulation of DNA-templated transcription. NCBI's taxonomy places the organism in Eukaryota, Fungi, Ascomycota, Eurotiomycetes, Eurotiales, Aspergillaceae. Gene Ontology annotation, molecular function: DNA-binding transcription factor activity, RNA polymerase II-specific; zinc ion binding.
AUGGUGACUCUCAAACCGAAGAGCCACGUGAAAGUGGCAUGUCUGGCUUGUCGUGCCGCCAAAAUUCGGUGUAACGGGGAGAGCCCGUGUGCGAGUUGUUCUGUGAACUCGCGCGAGUGCAGCUAUCGUCCCAGCCGUCGGGGCGGAGCCCGUCGAGGCCUCAAGGCUCGCCAGCAGCUCCUCAAGCAGAGAAUUGAAUCUCAGCGGCUCUCGGAGGAGUUUCUGUUGAGCCAGAGCAUUGCUUCAAAUCAUGCUCAUCCUCCGUCGGAAGCGCUGGUGUCCGGCCUUGAACCUGAGCCUGAGCUUGAGCCUGAGCCUGAGCUUGAGCCUGAGACGGCGACCGUCAGGCUUCGGGCUUACCGGUGCGAGCAAGACUUAGUCAAUGCAUACUACAUCUUUAUCCAUCGCUUCUUCCCGCUGCUCCCUCCCCCGGCCGCGCCUCAGUACAGGGAUCAACCCUGGGCAAUCGCCGUCUGCUCUGACACAGCGACUGUCGAUCCCAGCGCAUUGCCGGACUGGGCAGGAAACCCUCUCUGUCUUGCCUUGGCGGCCAUGACGAUGCUCAUCCCGCUCGACGAGACCGGGCCGGCAACAGAGCCCUCCACGGCGGUGCUGCUGCGCCGCACCCACGCAGGUCAUUAUGCGCGAUUGGCCUUGGAGCGCGUUGAGUCGAUGGAGCUGCCUCGCCAGCAGUCGCCGACCUCGUCAAGUCCAUUGCAUCCCCAUCUCCCGCGGCAGAUCGAGCCGGUUCUAGCCUUGGCGCUGCUCAGCUUGUUUGAGUACUGCGAUCGGGGAAACGCCGCCAGGAUGCGGUUCCGCGCGAACCACGCCUUGACCACGGCGAUGGACCUUGCUCUGUACUCGGAAAUGUCUGAAGAGUGCUCUGAUGCAUCCCGCCGCGCUUGGUGGGUAACAAUGUUUCUGUCUUACCUCUCGUCGGCAUUGACUGCGACUGUCCCUAUUAUCACUGCAGAUGAUCCACGCAUUUCCACCCCGUUCCCUGAGUUCCGGGGCUGUCGUGAACCCUGGCCGUUGCUGGUUCAAGCCCAAGAGGUGUUGCUUCAAAGUUGCUCUAUCGUCCGCCAACUCGUCCGCGAUACACCCGUUGACCGUCUUCCCACCUUGAUUAGAGAUGAGAUAUACCAGCUGGAUGCAAAAAUUGUCGAUCUCUCCGGGCAGGCCGACCGCUUCCGAUGUGUGACCAACCAACAGGGCGUUGAAGCGGAUGCUUCCCGCACGCUUUGGGCUAUGGCGGCGACCUUUCUUCACACGUCACGGCUGAGACUGCACCGGUUCCGAGCUUUCAUGGACCAUCCCAUGUUUCUAGGAAGUUACUGUGACCUGGCACCUAUCGACACAGUCGACUUCUCGUCGUCGUCGCGCCUGUCCCUCAACCAGAUCACUAGAAUCCAUUCUCUAUUUCCCUUUUCAGAAGAUGAGUCUGCCCGUAUUUGUCUACAGUCAGGUCUAGCCAUCUCGCGCAUCUUCCGUCGUCUUCCCGGUCCACAGUCUUACUCGGAUGGACUGGAGAUGUCCAACACGACGUUGCUAUCAUCGUCGUCAUCAUCAUCAUCAUCAUCUUCUAUAUUCUCUUCCUAUUCCACCUCUAUCGCGCUGCGAACCCCUCGCUCAAUCCCCUACAUGGUCUGCUGUGAGCUGCAAGCCUUCUACGCGCUGAACAUGCUGUUCGCGCGGGUCCGCAGUGCUAUCUGCGCAGGAGACGUUUCCCCCUGCUACCCAAUUCUCGACCGACCCGAUCCGGCUAUGGAUGUAUGUGCUGCGGAACGGCUCGUCGAGGAGCUGCGGCUGGGCAUGGACGCGCUGGCGUCCUCGAUCCGCGCCGAUGGAUGUUUUGCGGGGGUGACGCCCAUGGCAAGAGAGGUGGAUGCGAUCAGAGAUGCAACAGCGGCUUUGAUAACAUGA